AGACAUAUUCGCCUGUAAUAUGGCCCCGCCUAGGGAUCAACAGUCUAAUAGGAGGGCGGUAAGGCUGAGUGGUCGGACAUCCGAGGAAGGUAGCAGUCGAAGCCCUACUAGUAAGCGAUCUAGGGAGGAAGAUAAAGAUGAGGACCAACAUACAUCCACACGAUCACGCCGACACCAGUCUGGUGAUAGUCGGAUAGGAGUUACUCUUACACCUGCUGCUACUCCAUCUCUACUCGGGCAGGACAGGAAAAGGCGCACAUCAUCAUCAUCCUCACGUGAGGCCAUAAGCAAUGAGGAAUACGAUGAUGGUAGUGGUGAUAGCCGACGCCACAUCCGACCACGUCGGGCUGUUUUGAAGGAUAGUCAGGAGGAAGAUAGGGACCGAGAGGAGGAGGGUCCGAGGGAUGGCCAGUCUUGGUAUAAGCAAGGAAGUGGAGAUGAUAAGGGAGACAGGGAAGGUGAUAAACGGCCAAAGCAUAGUGGGGGUAUUCAUGCUAGCUACGAAGCUCAUAUAGAUCAUCGUGGUAGCCAUGGUGAUGGUCAACGUAUUGAGGAAGAGAGCCGUAGGGGUCGGAGGCAGAGAGAUCGAUCUCGUCAUCCUAGUAGAGAGGGUUCUCGAUGGUAUGAUGAUCGCGAUGCUGCUGAGUCUCCUAGACGAGCCCGGAGCCGUGAUGGUCGGAGAGACGACUUGGACGCCAGCACUGCUCAUAGUCAUCGUUAUCACCGUUCACGGGGUCGUGAGGAUCCUAAUGACGAUGAUGGUGAGGAGUGGUAUGCAACUGGCAAGAGCAGGGUUAUCACUAUCGCUACUCCCUGGCUUAUAUCCCACUACUGUGCUCAGGUCGGGGUAAAGGAGGGUCGUCUACGGGUAUGGGUUGGGUCUCUACCUAAUGCUAUCUCUGAUGAUGAGUUCUAUGAUAUCAUGUCUCGUUACGGUGAGGUAGAAGGUAUGAAGCUUGUAGCAUUGAAAGGCUUUGCAUACGUGAAAUAUCGGGAUGAGGAAUCUGCUGAUGCCGCAGUGAAGAUACUCAAUGGUGAGGUCUUGGAUAUUGCUGGGGAUAAAUCUGAGCAUGUCGGAUUGAAGACCAAAGUAGACUAUGUCGAGGAUAUGGAAUAUCUCCAUCAUCCGUAUAAGCCAUCGAUGGAUAAGAAGCCUGAUAUAGUGCAUACUCUAUUCGUGGGCAAUCUACCUGUUGAAGUCACUGAGCAGGAUAUACGGCAGUUCUUCGAGCGUGACCCGAGUAUCAGCAUCGAGCAGGUUGCCUUACGUAGAGGGUCAUACAAGCAGAUGUGUUAUGCCCAUAUUAGGUUUGCGGGAGAUGAUGAUGCUGAAAAGGUUGUUGCUGAGUUUGCUGGUGACAAGAUAAUAGGUCGCAAUAGGGUGAGACUAGACUGGGCUCAGGAUAAGCAUAUGCAAGUCAAGAAGAACGAGUAUCUACGUGGAGCAACCCCACGUAUAUACAUUGGUAACCUACAUGAUGGUAUGUCUGAGGAUGCUAUUAGGGAUGCUUUACAGGAGGCAUUCGGUACAGUAGUAGCCAUGAAACUACAUAGAGAUAGGAAUGGAGCUCUAGCUUAUGGUUAUGUUACAUUUGAAGACAAUCAUACGGCAGAGAGAGCUGUGGAUGAGAUUCCUAACAUACGAAUAGCUAAUUCCUCGAUACGGGCUGAUUUUGCUAAACUGUUGGAGCCGAGAAGAACUCCCCCUCCUCCUGCUGCAGGAGCUAGGCCUAAUAUGGUAGGGCAGCAACCACAGUUAUUGGGAGGUGGUUAUGGCCAACAGCAGGGAGGGGAGUUCGAUCCAUCAGUGGCCAGUAUGUACGCAGCUGGUGGCCAACCACCACCACCUCCCCCACCUCCAUUUGAGGGUGACAAUGCUUACGCGCCCCUCAACAAGAGUGCCAAUAGGCAGGAGCGACGAUAUGGGUCCACUACCGGCUCAGAUAGGAGCCCGUCGAUUGAGCGGGAUACUAAUGUAUCAUGGACUGUACCUGAAGAGUUUUUGGAGGCCCAUGAUGAAGACCACCCUUACUGCUCGGACUCAGACUACUACUAUGGUACUCCAUACAUAAAGGAUACCACUCCUCGUCCACUUCCUUCUCCUGCUACACUAACCAACGAGAGGAGUAGGAGAAGGAGGACAGAGGAGAGGUCUCCAGGACGACACCAUUAAAGCAGAUCAUCAUGUAUCUACUACUCCCCUUACCAUACCGUCCCCACUGUAUCCUUCACCCUCGUUCGGAGUAUAUCGUA
Perkinsus marinus ATCC 50983 is the source of this 2253-nucleotide messenger RNA. RefSeq names its product Nucleolin, putative. The record is from RefSeq and is a predicted model, not a curated record. The transcript has 20 exons. Gene Ontology annotation, molecular function: RNA binding. NCBI's taxonomy places the organism in Eukaryota, Perkinsozoa, Perkinsida, Perkinsidae. The coding region runs from base 20 to 2173 and encodes 717 amino acids.